Molecule: messenger RNA, 5415 nt
Organism: Anopheles coustani
Lineage: Eukaryota; Metazoa; Arthropoda; Insecta; Diptera; Culicidae
Gene: dos
Product: protein daughter of sevenless
Exons: 8
Coding region: 1555-4461 (968 amino acids)
Source: RefSeq, a predicted model, not a curated record
AUAGUCUUCGUCAUUCAUGUUUUAAUUUUGGAUGAUUUUAGCUGCAUUCGUUCGGAAAUACAGUGCAUCAACUCGCGGGUGGCGAAAAACACUUCAAGAAGAUCGUCGUGGUUUCCCGCAGAAAGCGAAACGUGCUGUGUUGUGUUCGGUGUCGCCUGAAACGUAGCCCAUAUUGUACUUGUUCUUUGAUUUGCUGGUUCUACCACCCCGUUGUUAAAGCACUGCACAAUGCAUUUAAGUGAAACGCUCAACACCGUUUGACGAAAAAUGGUGAAGUGAUUAACAUAAAACUCUGUGUUAAGAGUGGAAAUGGAAAGGAAGGCGAGCGCUUUACAUGAGCAGAAAUCUGCACAUCGAUCUUCGAUUACUCGAUCGUCUAGCAGAGGAGCGAGUGUAGCAUAAACAUUUUCCAGAACAAAGAUUUCACCGUGUUAUGAUUCCGCUGGUAUUUGUUUCGGAAACGUGAUAAGAUAUCUCGAUUGUUGUUAUUCUCCAGCUAGUGCAAAUCUGAAGGCCUCGCAGCCUCAUCCGAUGUUUUAAUGUGCAAAAAAGUAAACCUAUGCUCCAUUCUAAUGGUGUCUGAUUUGAGAAAAAAGUAAAAAUAUUAAAUAAGCUGUGUUGCCUGUGCCUUGAUGUGCAUGUGUGUAUGUCUACGACCGUGCCCGCACUUGAAGCUCCGACUGGAUCAUGCAAGAUUGAUAAAAGAGUUCUCGGUAAACGACGCGCACGAGUCGCGGGGUUGUUUGUUUGUAUAUAAAUUUAUACAAUCGUAUGAAUCAACCGCAGCACUAGCAGCAGCAGCAGCAGCAUUCAUUCCGGCAGCAUUUGCAACUCGUUGUCCGACAUAAAAACGGUUUACUUUGUGCGGGCUGCGUCAGAAGAUCACUUGACGACGGCGACAGAAAGGGAAGCGGAACGGAGCUCAUCCGGCAAAACGAAGAUGAGCAUAAACAAACCGACUUUCUCCGGCGGUCUGACGAUGCCGGACGGGAACUGCGACACCAGUUACUAAAUAGCGCACGUCGACCUUUGGAAAUGGAUGCACGUUGGAAAAAUGCAUCGCAGUCAACAAUAACAGCCAAGACACAACCGAUCGAUAGCUGAUGGUGGACGUUUCAAAACUCUGGCUCUUAUUGCCCUCACAAUUAGAUUUAAUUUUAUAAAAGUCAGCAACCUUUUACGUUAAGCAUCAAUUCUGAGGUUCCUGCGGAGAGGUGACUCACGAAUAUUACCUACAAAGUAACAAAGCAAAGUUCGUUUGAAAAUAGAAAUUAGCAACCGAUAGACAUCGAUUUGCAUUCAUCCCAAUGCGGUCUGCUCUGGGUGGAAUCCGCAACGUAGAACCUUGAAGCUGAUUCGCGAAACAAAGCACUCCUCUUACGUCGUGAAACCUACCGUGAAUUAUCAACCGAUCGAUCGAAGCAACCAUUCGGGCAGAAACGAACGACUCCAGCCAGCUGGUGGGGACCGUAGAGAACGUGAAAUAUACCGGCUGAAGACGGGCGAAUAAGAGGAACAGAAAAGCAUCGUAACGAUAAGAAUCCCUCCAACCAGAUGGCAACGAAUAAAGAAGUCUACCACGAGGGCUGGCUCAUCAAAUCGCCACCGACGAAGCGAAUCUGGCGUGCGCGAUGGCGAAGACGUUGGUUCACGCUGAAGCAGGGCGAACUGCCGGGUCAGUUCUUUCUCGAGUACUACGCCGAUCGGAAAUGCCGUAAGCUGAAGGGCACCAUCGAUCUCGACCAGUGCGAACAGGUGGACGCGGGGCUACGGUUGGACCGGCAGAAGGAAAAGUACGCGCACAUGUUCGACGUGAAGACGCCAACGCGAACGUACUACCUGGCGGCGGACACCGAGGAAGACAUGCGUGGCUGGGUGAACUGUAUCUGCCAGGUUUGCAGCCUGCAGGAAACGCAAACCGUCGACGAUCGCCCAUAUUAUAACAUCGGUGCGAUCAACAUGGCCGAUGCGAUCAAUAUGGCCGAAACGGUGGUGGAAACGAGAGCCCCUACAAGAUCCACCGCGGGCAACGGCGUUCCCGCUGUGCAGCAGACGGAAACGGACGUGUCGAACGAAACGGAAACGACCAUGCUGAAUCACUCGGUGACGGCAGAUGCUGCCAUGGAGCAGCAGCAGCAGCACCAGCAGCAGGUUCCGCAGCCACAACCACCCGUUCAACAAAUGCCGAAACGUACCGCAACGGCGGCAUACAACCCGUACGGAACGUACCAGAACGAGGAGAUGAUGGGCUUGCGAUCGAUGGACUACACUAACCGAGAGACGAUCAUAUGCGAGGCCAAGCUGGGUGGUGCGCAUCCAUCGCAAACGAAUGCCGAAGCGUACUCGAACCUGGACGUGAUCAUUGAGCGAUCCCAAUCGCUUCGCGGGAAACCGGGUGGCAAAAAUGGAGAAGCUUCGACGUCCUCCGCCACAUUGCUCGCGAACGGAGGCAGUCCACUGGUGAAUCAUAUGCGUACACAAUCGUUGAACAUUGAGCAACAACAGCAACAGCAGCACCAUCGUAAGAAAAUUCCGGAAAAUUUAAAGCUCACCGAACGGUCCCCCUCGAACGCGUUUGAUAGUGGGCCGGAGCAACCAUCGCCGGCCUUAAGCACCUCAUCCGGUCCCUACAUACCGAUCAGCGAGUGCUACUCGGGUAGUCCGGUAACGCCGCUCAAUUCACUCGAUCCACGGUUCUACGAAACACCCCGGAGCCACACCAACAUUGGCUUCAAUCUCGUCAACAACGAGCAACCGUACUCACCAAAGAGGAACAACGUUGGCGGUCAAUCGGUCGGGCCUUCGUCGUUGGUAACGCCAACGGGAGCAUCGGGGAAGAUCGCUACCACUCCCGGCUCAUCCGGUGGCAUCGUGAUCCCCCCGAGCAGUGGUAAAUCGAGCCCGUCCGAUUCGGAGAGUGUCUUCACCGAUGAUGAGUGGACGGCAAAUGCCGCCGGAGGUGGUGGAGAAGGUGGCACGAGUGCCUCGGGUGGAAGCGGAGAAGGUGGCGCGAAGAUGGGUAACGGCGGUACUGGUGGAACGAUCGAUCGGAACACCCGACCGUCGGACAGUUCCAUCGAAAACGAUGCCGUUGGAUGGACGUAUGUGCAGCGAUUUUCCAAAGUUCCCAAUACGGAGGAAAAGCAACAACAACAACAACAACAACAGCACCAGCAACAAUCUCAGAAGUUGCAGCAAAUCUCCGGAUCUUCAGGGAAUGGGGGGUCCACUAUGGCCGUAGCUGCAGGCGCUGGGCCAGCAGCAGGAGCCCCGCCGAGACCACCGAAAAGAACGAGCAUGAAUUUGGAAGGAAUCGAAAAGAGCAAAGAAUUUAUUUCAUCCGAUACGGAAAAUGUUUCCCCCGCCAUUGGACCGAAGGAAGCGUCUGCUCACAUCGAGCAGUUUUACGAUAUUCCACGUUCCCAUCAGCAUCCGUACACCACCGGAAGUAGCAUGCAUCUGGCGGACGGUGACCUACUGUCGCCGCUCAGCCAUUGCGAUCUGGUCGCAUCGAGUACGCCGAAUUUGAUCAGUGAAUUUGGCGGUAGCCAGUGCGGUACGCUCGGACGCCCCCGUCCUCACUGCUACACGAACGCAGCCCCGACGAAGGUGGAGGGAAAUGUGUUUCGCUUUGAUUUCAGUGAACAGCCUGACGCUUCAGCACCGGCCAUCAAUCGUCGCCUGAAGCCCCGUUCGACGUUGGAUAUCACGAAAUCGAUCGAAUCAGUUACGCUGGGCGUAAAGCAGCAGCAAAUUGCACUCGUUAAUUCGACCGUUCCAGUCACACCGGUACCACCACCACCCCCGGCGAGUGGAGGGAGUGGCGGAAGUGGCCAACAACAGGCAGCCAAAAGUCCUCCGACCGUUGAUCGCACACGUAAACCGGCAACACCAAAGUUCGGGACAAAUUCUAUGCGUCGCAAGGGAGGCCCCGUCGCGCUGAAUCUAGCUUCGAAUCAAGCCACGGAAAGUACCUAUGGCAACACGCAGGACGCAAAUAUGUCUUUGCUGUCGGUGGUAUCUCCACGUGCCGCGGGAAAGAACGAGGAUCGUUUACAGUAUCUCGAUCUGGACCACUCGAGCAGUCCGCAAAAAUCGAACUCCGCCAACACAAACUACUCCGGACCGAGCAGUAUCGGUGGUGGUGUUUACAGCGGGACAAGUGGCUCCCAAAACCUAGCGGCCACUUCGUCUUCCGCCGUCAACGAUGGUGGUCUCUCUGCCACCGGUUCGUCGGGAAUGUACGGUGGUUCCUCGAGACACCAUCAUCAUAAUCAUCAUCAUCGGGAUGGAGAAUCGUCAUACGGAGCAGGAACGGGUGUGACACCGAAACCCGUGGUCCAAACCAGUCGCACACCGUACACGACGGUGGAUUUUGUGAAGACCGAUGCCUUCAACCGGGUGCGCGCCGACUCCGAACUAACGCGUGCCCAAUCGCGGCUGAAAGAUCAAACGUCCUAAGCGGUUGGGGCGAUGAAUUCAGGGCAACGAUAUCCAUCUCUCUGUGUGUGGCUUCCUUUAUUCGAUCUUUCGCCUUUAAAUAGCACCUUUUAAACCAGUACAGCAGUUUGUUCACGCUUCGUAUCGCGAAAGCUUGAUCCAAAGAGAAGGGCUCGAAUAGAAGGGCAUUGGCAAAACGAAGAAGUAUGGAAAGACGUAAAACACGGUGAAAAGUGCGAACAUAGUUAAGUGCAAUUAAUGCAAUUUGCCUUAUCUACUCUUACUCCAUAUAAGCUGUUAACGUUAGUAUAUAAUCCAAACGCGGACGUAACAACGGUGUGAAUGAGUUUGAGGGAUUAUUUUUUUAACAGUUUUCUUUUUUUUACCUUUUAACAUACGCAUGGGGUUGUGAAAAGCAGUACCCAUCAUCAUCUAGAACAAAUGCGAAGCGCGUUUAUGUAAACGAUCGAAAACACGGAUCGAACAUAGUAGCCUAGCGCCUGUGAUUUCAAAACAACACUGAGACAAACAUUUAACGACAAGAAGGUGCGGAUAGACGAACAGAUAGACUGCGUGGAAUGGGAGGGGAAACCAUUUGAGUACACUAGUAUUUGCGUUAUGGGAAGGGACAGAGAGACAGAGAGAGAGAAUGAAGAGAUGAAAUUUUACAUAUUUCGGUUACUACCAUAUACAUAUACAAGAAACAAAGUAAUCGGUGAUUAAUCACAUUAGCAUGACUUUAGAAAUUAAUCCACACUGUAUUCGGUAGGAAUACUAUGCUUCCAGCUUUGAGCAAAUUGUAACUGUUAAACACUCUAGCAUGGAAUUGAAACGAAACGAAAAGAUGAUUUUAUUGUAUAGAGAUAACCACAAACAGCAUUUUGGCUCCACGUUGCUCACGUGAUUGACGUACCAGGACAAAAAAAAAAAAGAUGAACGAUGCAAUCCAUUUUGCGCUGCAUUUAUCAGUAAGGU